AAAGAAAAUCAAUAAAAGAUAUUCUAAUAAUAGAAAAUAAUCAAAGCAAAGCAAAGAAAAGAAAAGAUUUAGUGUACUUAAAAUCUAACAUCGGCAUUGUUUCCUAAUCAAACACCAAAUAGAAGAAACAAAAACCAUUGCAAAUUUUAAAAUUUUAUUAAACUAUUGAGUGUAAUUGAAUUUGAAAUACUUAGACUGCACUAAGAACACAUCUGAUAAUAAAAUUACAGAAGGUACAAAAAGGAUUACUUAAUUUUUUUUGGAAUGAAAGGCACUAGAGUUACUCAUAUUAAACUUUCAACAUUAAUAAGAAAAGCUAGCCGAAGAAAAUCAACUGCAACAACAAGCGAUACAACACAAGAACAAUCACUAGAUGAAGAAAGCUCUUCAGAAUCCAAUGAAUCAAUACAAAAUAAAUCUGAUCAAUUAAUACCAAAUUUAACAUUUAUUGCAAAAAAUGAUGAACAACAACAAGAUGAUCGUCUACCACCGCCAAUAGUACCGAGAAAAAUAUUGCCAUCAACUAGUCGCAGCUGUAGCACAGAAAAACAAUCAAAAAACAAUUUGAAUGACUUAAAGAAAUUGCAAAAUAAUAAAAAAAAUCAACAAACAUCUGAAGACAUCAAUUCUAAAAUGGAUGACUCGAAGAAAUCUACAAGUGACGAUAAUAGUAUUGAAGAAGAUAUUGAAGAAAUAUUACCAACUGCUUCUUCAUCCAAUGAUAGUGAUAAAAGUAGUCCAAAGAAUAUAAAUAAAAUUGAUGUCAACAAAAGGCGAGAUUUAUUUGGUAUAUCUUCGCAGGAUUCAAAAUUUAGUAUUGAUGACGAAGAAUUGUCAGGAAUUGGAUUAACUCAUCAUUUUUUCAUAGUUGAUGAGAUAAAUAAAACUAAAAACGGUGAAGAAAAAUUAAAACCUAUUCAAUCAAAUAAACCAAAGUUAUCAGAAACAUCAUUAAAAAAUAAAAGCUCUGAAGAGGCUAACGAAACGGCAACCAUAAAAAAUUUAGCACAACCUAGUCAAAGUAAUAUUAAAGAACAAUUUAGGAAAAAUUCCAAUGAUAGUAUUGAAAAAACGAUUGAUAAAAAUGUACAUCGACGUUCAUCAUCAGAGGCAAAAUCCACCGAAACACAUUCACAAGAAAGUAUAAGCAACAGUACAAUUAAAUCAGAGGUUCCAACAACGUCUGAUGUAGGUAAUUUUGAGAAAAAUUCACAAACUUCAGAAAAGGUUUUGCCGCACAGAAGUAGUAGCAAUGUAAGUAAUAGAUCCGAAGAUACUGAAAAAUUUGAAAAGUCGUCAACCGUAGCUAGUAAAUCGGACGUAUCAGAAAACGUGUCAAACCAUAGAAUUCUAGAUGAUAAAAAACAACAAUCCAAAGAACAAUUAGAACGUCAUUCUUCAGAUGAUUCGAAUGUAAAAACAAAUUCAAAUAGCGAUAAACUUGCUAGAUCAUCUGAACUAAAUGAGUCUGAGAAUGUUUCGGUUCACAAGAGUACUAGCAGUUCCGGCGGUAAAUUACUGAACAGAGCCUCUACUAAAGAGGAGUCCAUAGAAGAAUUUUCGGAAAAUAUUGUUCCUGCCGAAAAAGUAGAACGUCCACAUUUAAUUAUUAAGAUAAAUUCUCAACCAGAUGAGUCAGGAGACGUACUAACCACUGGGCCAAAUGAAAGUCUAACUAAUCAAAGUACGGCGAAUGAAGUCUCCGAAUUGAUUGAAGAAAGUAGUGAUCAGAAAGAAACCCAAAGUUUAGGUUUGAGUAGCAAAUCAAUUAAUGAUAAUAAUCAGCAAUCGUCCAAAAUUAUAGCAAAAUUGUCUGAACGUAAAAAUUCAAAAGAUUCAGUUACUGAUACUUCACGUAGUGAUACCCAAAAAGCAGAUGCUCAAAUUUGUAAUGAACUUAUUAAAAAUUUAAAUACUGAUCUGAGGGAAAAUGAAAUUUCAAAAAUUAAUAAAAUUUCUACAAAUUUUUUGACUGUUCCGAAGGAAACGAUGGAAGAAGGAGGUAAAAAUUCAAUGCCAUCUAUUCCGUCGUCCUCACAAGAAGACGACAUGGAUGCAUUAAAAGAAAAAAUUUUGUCAAUAAAAUUGACUCCAAAAUCUGGUCCUCCUGGACCUCAUAUGGCUCGUGAUGUGUCUUACGAACAAGCUGAUGAUCAACAUAUUGCAAUAAAACCAAUGGAAAAAGUACAAAUUGAUUUUAAUAAAGACAUUUUAGAAGAUAUCACUGAAGAAUCUGAAAAAAUUUCAACAGCCGGUUUGGAUCAAUUAAAUCAAAUUACAGAUUUUGACAAUAAUACUUCAAAUGAUUUCGAUAGUAUUGUUAGUUUAAAUAUGAUCCAAAUGUUGGAAAACAAAAUUAAAGAUUUACAGGAUGUAGUUACUGCUAAAGAUAUUUGUUUAAGUGCUCUUAAUAUGCAAUUAGAUGCUGCUCAACGGAGAGAAUCGUAUGCCACAAUAGAGAGUUUUCGAGAAAGUUUUGAUAAAUUGCCCCCCAGUGGUAGAGAUUCAUCAAGUUUAGCUACUAAUUCCACUGAGUAUAGAGGCUUGCAAGAAGAGUUGGGGAAUAAGCUUUUUGAUUUUCAUUCAGAAAUUACACAAAGAGAUACAGUAAUUGAAAAACUUACAGAAUCUUUACAACAAUCUAUACAAAUACGAGAAGAUCAUCAAGUUCAAAUCGACAAGUUACAUACGGAGCUUCAAUCUCUAAGAAAACAAAUUUCAGAACUAACUCGUAAGCCAUCAUUACCACCAUGGUCUAACCGUAUUCAAGAUCAAGAAAGUAAUGGUCAACGUUUGUCUGAGAUUUCAAUUGAUUUGGUUAGUGAAAGUGAUGAAGAUUUAGAUCGUAACUUUCUUACUGAUAAUGAGGACCGUAAUUCGAGGCACUCAAGAGAACGUAAAUUUUCACUUGAUUUGGGUCAACCAUCCGGUGUUGAAAAUUUCGAGCAGCAACCCGGGUCGCAAAUGUCAGUUAGUAAGCAAAUAGAACAAUUUCAAAAAUAUUUAAAUCCAGAGGAAUUAAGAAUAUUUUUUAUGGUUCAAAAAAAGUUUGAUGAUUUUUUGAGUCAAGAAAUUGCAAAAUUUAAAGCAAAAUAUGAUAGUGAAAUUAAAAUUUUGGCAGAUCAAAUGGAAGCUGAAAAACAUGACCGAGAUUUAGAGAUUGCUAGAUUGAAACAACUUUUAAGUAGCGUUAAAAAUGGAUCUACGGAAUUAAUUCAAUUACGACAAGAGCUUGAUCAAAUUCAUGCCAAGGAAAUGGAAGAUCUUAGGACAUACUUUGAGAAAAAAUGCGCUGAUUUGGAAAAGCAGUACUCUGAAGAAAUAUUUUCUCAGCAUAGUUUACGUAAUGAUGUUCAAUCAGAUGUUUCAGAUCAAGAAAAUUUACCUCAUGAUGAUUCUCCUAUCAAAAAUCAAACAUCUAGUAAAACCAAAGAAACAAAUAUUCGCAAAAGAACACGUGAAGAAUUGUAUGCAAGCCCAAGCCACCGUCAAAUGACACCGACUGCUAUUUCUCCAGAAAGAAAUCAACGAAAAUCAUCGUUAAUUGAAGAAAAUGCUAAAGAAGGGGAACCAGAUAUUGAUGUUAAUGAACUAAAAACUUUCUAUAAAGAAAAAAUACAAGAACUUAAUGAUAAACAUGAAAAAAUAGUUAAAAACUUGAAUGAAAAACUUAAAAGAUUUGAAUCAAAAUAUGCUGAUGAUGAAUUUAUGAAUAAAUCCGAUCCAACAACAGCAACAUCUGGAAUUACAAAAUCUGCUGUUGUUAACGCUUAUGCUCAACCGGAACAAAUGUCCUCUUAUAUAAUUAUUGAUGAAGAUGAAAUGAUGAAUGAUGGUAAUGAAAUAGAAAAAAUCGCAGCUGAAUAUGAGAGACGUUUGGUUGAGCAAGUUCAAUUAGCAAAAGAAGAUUUAUUUAAAGAGUUGGAAGCUCAAAUACAGGCUUUACUUUCUGAAACAGCAGCAGAAGAUCAACAUUGGCCACCCGAGUUGAUUCUGCUAAGAGAAAAAUUCACUGCUAAAAGUCAAUUAGAAAUUGCUCAAUUACAAAUUAAACAUGAAGAAGAGAUGGCUCGUCUUAAAGCUAAAUAUGAAAAACAAUUGAAUCGAAAAAUAAAACGGCAAUCAACAUUUGACUUAAGUCGGGACUUAGAUACUAUUAUAAGUGAAAGAAAUAGUUUAAGGGAACUAUCAUUAGCUUUCAGAAAUGUUACUAGUGAAUUAGCAAAAUGUGUUUCAUUAUGUGAAGAUGAUUUUAAUUCAACAUUCCUUGAAGAUUUACAAAAACUUUCAAUAUCACAACAUGGCCAAAGUACAUUAAUAGGUGAUAUUUCGAAUGUUUCUGAAUCGGGAGAUAAUUUAGAUAAUUCAUUCUUUAAUGAACCGUUAAUGAAAAAAUUAAUCUUUGAAACAACACUUCAAAAACGUUUGGUUCCUGAUGUUUCAUCUCUUCUUAAUGUUGUUGAUGAUCCUGAAUUACUUAUGUAUAUAUCUACUAAUACCGAUUCAAAUGAUAAUAAAUCACCGAAUACAAUUUUAACUAGUGAUAAGUUCAAUUUAAAAGAUUGCAUUGAAAAAUUAAAAAAUGAAGCACAAAUGUUAUUAGAAUUAUCUGAAAAUCUAUUCCAAAAGAAACAAUUAAAUGACAGUGAUUUACCAACUACUACAAAUGAAGAAGAAAAACAAGAUGCAUGUGAAGAAGAUGGUCUUAGAAAUACAAGAUCGCCCAAGAAAGUGUUACGAGCAAAUUCAAUGAAUGAAAAUUUAUUACGUGCCGAUAGUGAAAGACAAUCAAACUAUUUAAGUCAUUUAUCAAGUCUUCCGCCUGAUUUAAAUAAAAUUGUAAAUUUUGAAUUGAAUUUAGAAGAUUAUACAUCAUCAGGUGGUCCUGUUAGCGAAUUAAAUUUCCAUGUAAAUGAAUUAAGAAGUCGAUUAGUCAAAUCAGAAAGUGAUAAAGUAAAAUUACAGCAAGAAUUAAAUGCAACAAUAAAAAGAAAUUGUGAACUUGGAGUAGAAUUAGCUGCAUUACGAGAUCAAUUAGAGCAUUUAGAUUCAAAUCGUGAAGAAUAUACUGAGGGUUACGGUAUUGGUGAUAUUAAAAGUCCUCAGCGUAUGAAAAAUAUUAAACAUUCAAAUAAUUUUGCCCAAUUACAAGAAAAAGCUAGAAAUUUAUUGGGUACACCAAAGAAAACUAAUGAUGCUGAUAUACUUUUACAAAUUAUUGAAGAUUUUUGUCGUGAAGGUGAUAAAGUUAUAGAAUGCGGUAAAAAAGAUCAUGAUGAUUUACAAGCACAGAUUGAUGCUGCUGAUAAACAACUGAAAGCAACAAGAGUAUUUUUGGAAGAGCAGGCUGCUGAACGUGAAUUAGAACGUGAUGAAUUUGUAAAGGAAAUUGAAAAAUUAAAAAAUCUUUUACGUGACAAAGACAAGGAACGUACUUCAUUACAAAACGUUUCUAAUGAGAAUGUGAAAAUUUUAUCCAAUAAUCGACCUGCUGAACGUAUGGAAUAUCAAAUAAAAGAAUUAAAUGGUCAAAUAUCAGAAUAUGAGGCGAAAAAAGAUAAAUUAGAAAUUGAAUUGAAAGCAUCCAUUGAUAAAGUUUUUGUUCUAAGAGAAAUUAUUUCUGAUUUAGAGACGCAAGUGGAAAAGAAAUCAUUAAAUGAACGUGUUCUGAAUGAAAAGGUUAAGGAAUUAGAGUCCUAUACCAAUGAACAGAAUCAUUCCAUAGAAAAAUUACAAAAUGAAAAUGAAGUACUUAAAAAUGAAAUUGGUCAAGGCUAUCAAGACCGUAUAACACAUUUAGAAGAUGCAUUACGAAAUUCACGACCUUCUAGUGAACAGAGUGCUCUAUUACGACAAUUUGGAGAGCAGCUUCGAGAUAUUUCAUUAACAUUAGAACAAAAGACUAAAACUAUUGAGGCUUUAUGUCAAUCAGUUGCAUCAAUAUCAUGUAGUGAUACACCACGUGAAGAUAUUUCAAUUUGUGAUCGAAAAAAACCAUCUUCAACUGAAAAAGAAAGAUCAUCAUCAUCACCAUCAAAAGGUUCACCAAUGCAUCAAACAGUAACAUCACCACAUCCUCUUUCAUUACCAAUUGAAGAAAUUGAAUUAAUUUUUGAGAGAUUAGCUAAACAUACUCGAGUUGAAGAGGCUGUAAUUAAACGUAUUAAAGAUUUGGAAAUGCAUGUUAAUAUAACAAAAACAUCACUUGCGGAACUACAACAUGAACGUGAUGUACUACAGGAAAAAAUGUCUGAACAAAUGGUACGAAUAUCAUCACUUCAAUCAAAAUUAGAUGAACAAAAGAGACGUGCUGAAGAUUUACAAAGAAUUGGAUCAUCUGAUUUAAAUAUACGUAUACAUGAUUUACAAAAUGAUUUACAAAAUUUAACAGAAACAUUAUCGGCACGUGAUAAACAAAUAUUAAAUUUAAAAAAUCAUUUAGAACAAAGUAAAAAUAUUAUUGAUAGACAAGAAGCUGAAUUAGCAAUGGGUAUUAAUAGUGAUCGUAGUCAAUUGGAAAAACUUGAAAAUGAAUUAAAACAGAAAAAUGAAGAAAAUAAAAAAUUACGUGAAAAAAUUAAAUCAGAAAUGAUUAAUAAAUUAGCAUUACCAGAUCUAAUGGAAACAAUGUUAGCUGAUAAAAAUGAAGAAAUCGAUCAAUUACGUGAACAAUUGGAAACAAAAGAUAAAGAAUUACAAAAUUUAUUAGAAUUAAAUUCAAUUAAUAAUAGCUCUAAGGAUAAAGAUAAAACAAAUUCUGAAAAUGGUGCCGGUGAAGCAAAAUUAAGUGCCAGAACAUUAAGUGACAUUGUAUCAAUUUCUGAAUUUGAUGAACCUGAUAUUUUACGUAAAGCAAUACCACAACAAAAUACUCCAUUAGUAAUACCACAACCAAGUGAUACUCAUUUACCGGAACAGACUAUGAAUACAUCCAAAAUGGGAUUAGCGAAUUUAACUGAGAAACGCACUGAUGAUUUAGCAUUGUUUAAUUCAUUACAACAACCACCAUCAUUUAAUCAACCAAAUUUCUUUGCACCAGAAACAUCAGUUCCUAGUGGAACUUUGAGUAGUGUUCCAUCAUUUGCUCCACGACAGAUAAACUUUUCAGAAUUUAUUAACGAUUCAACACCAAAGAAAGGAAAUUCAGAAUCAAGUAGCAAUAGUGACAAUGAAGAUGAGCCAAAAAGUUUAAAAUUAAAAUUAGAUUCAGCUCGUGGUGAGAUUUCUGAAUUAAAAAUAUCACUUGAACGUAUUUCAAAAGAAAAAAAUCAAACAGUUGAAAGUUUACAAAAAGAGCUUGAGGAAAAUAAACAAACUUUAAAUAAUCUUGGUACAGAAAAAAUUAAAUUAGAACAGCAAAUCACUGAACUUGAUACAAAAAUAAAAAAAUACACAGAUUUAGAAAAUGAAUUUAAAUUAAAAGAAGAGAAUUUCAAAAAAUUAGAAAAUGAGUUUAUACAAUUGCAAUUAAAGUUAGGACAAUGUGAAGACUGUUUAGAUGAAAAAACCAAAGAAAUUACAAAUUUAGAAAAACAAAUUAUGGAAGUGGGAAAUGAAAAUACAGAUUUGAAAAAUAAAAUUGAAAAUUUAAGUAAAAAUAAUAAUUCGGCUAACGAAAUUGAAAUUUUAAAUGAAAAAAUAAGAAAAUUAAGUGCAGACAAUAGCACAUUGCAAGCAAAAUUAGAUGAUUUAAAUGCACUUAAUUUCACAGAGACAAUAUUAUUGCUUAAUAAUCAAAUUGAUAUAUUAAAGGAAACUGUUGAAGAUAAAGAUAAAAUAUUAGAAACAUAUGAGGUUCGUUUUUUAGAUUUUGAAGAUAAAUUAAAAAUUUCGGAAGAAAAAGCAAAGGAACUCCAAAAUAAAUUGUCAGAAUUGUCAUCCAAAAACAAUAAUUUUAUUGAAUUAGAGAAACUAACAGAAGAAUUGAAUAUAGUACGUUCUAAUUUAUCUGAAAAAUCUAUUUUGUAUGAGAAAUGUUUGCUUGAUAUAAAAGAACUGAAAUCUGAUAAUGAAAAAUUAAAAGAAUUUUUAAAUGAAAAAGGUAAAUUAAUUGAAAAAUUAAGUGAAGAACCAGAAAAAGAAAACAUCAACGAAAUAAAAGAAAAGUUAACAACAGAAAAAAUUCGCAAUUCGGAUCUUGAAAAGCGUUUGUCGGCAUUAGAAGGUGAACUAGAAAAAUUGAAAUUACAACAAAAUAAUGAAAGUUUAAAUAAACAAUUAACAUUAGAUGAAAUUGCUCAACAAGUUGAACGUGAAUUAAAUUAUUCUGCACAAUUAGAUUCAAACAUAUUAAAAGCUAUAGAGAGCGAAGAAGAAACUAAUGUAGAAUUCAAAACUGAUAGUGAAAAACUAAUGGAAAGAGAUUUACUCAAUCAGUUAAAAUCAGUUAAAGACGAAUUAGAGCAGCACAAACUUGCUUCAGUUCAAAUUUCAAAACAGUUAGAAGACGAAAGGAAACUAUCUAAAGCACUUAAGGAUGAAUUAAACUCAUUAAAACUAUAUUCAGAAAAGAUUGCUGCAGAACUAAAUCAAGAAAAAAUACAUUCAGCUGAAAUUCAACAACAAGAUUCUGAAAUCAUUGAUGCAUUACGUAUUCGUUUAGAAGAAGUCUUACAAAAAGAACAAGAAUUACAUAAAUUAAUAGAUGAAGAACGUGAAAAAUGCAAUCGUUUAACAACACAAAUAUCGGUUUUACAACAUUCGGAGGCAAAGAAAGCUAGCUUAAUGUUAAAGUCACCACCAGAUUCACCUAGAAAAGCAUCAGGUUCUCCUGAUUUUGAAAAUAAUUUAAUACGUCGUUUAAAAAGUGAAAUAGAACUAUUAACUUCUCAGAAUAAACGUGAACGCGAAAGAAUGGCUGACUUGCAAAAACUUUUUGAAAGAGAAAAGUCUCGAUUUGAAAGUGAAUUGAAAGAUCAUAUUGAUCAUGGAGAAUCAUUUAAAUCUAAACUUGAACGACUUAUCAAAGAAAAAGAUUUGUCCGAUCAGGAAAUAGAACGCUUACAGGAACAUACAAUUUUACAGACACAAGAAAUAGAAUCUUUAACAAAACGAGUUGUAGCACUUCAGGAAGCCGAAACAAGACGUCUUCAGAGACGGGAAAAAGAACGUUCAGAAAGUACUCAAAAUUUAGUUGAUUUGCAAGACUUAAAAACAAAACUUCAUACAUUAGAAAUAGAACGUAAUCAUAUGAAUCAAACCAUAGAUUUAUUAAGAGGUGACGUUGAGCGUAGCGCUAAACGUGAAGCAAAAUUAGCUGAAGCUUUGGCAUCACAAUCACCUGAUGCAAGUAUUCCACAACAAUUUUUAGGAAAAAUGAAAGAAAUGAAUACAUUACUUAAAGAAAAUAUGAAAGAGUUGAUGGAUGAACGAAAAGCUUUACAGCGCAAAUGUGAAGAACUGGAAAAUCAUUUGGCUAGUAGCGGUUCGAGUGGAAUGACUAACACAAAUGAAUUAGCAGAAAGAGCAAAUCAUUUACUGGGUCGUUUACUACGUGUUGAAAGCCAUAGAAAGGCUCUUGUUCACCAAAAACGUUAUCUCAUGAUUUCACUAUUAAGCUAUCAGGAAAGUGAAGCUAAAGCAAUGGCAUUAAUUAAUGGUAGUGAUAGUAUUUUGCAACCUAAAAGGAAUUUAUUUAAGUCGGUAGCAUUAGCAAUUAUUGCAAUACAAAGAAUGAAAUUUAUAGCUAGGCGUUGGCAAACUGGAAAACGAAUAGUAUCAAAAUCAGUUUUUACAAUAACGCAACAAAAACGUGCACCAUUAAAUGCAACAAAUUUUUAUAAUGCUGCACCAAUAUCAAUUUCACCACCAUGUAGGGAUACAAAUCCACCAGCAAAUGCAACAACUGCUAUUAAUAUAAAUUCUCCACCGUUCCAAUUACAAUCUCCAACUUUAAUUACAGAAUACGUAGGAAAUCAGCAUCAUCAUCAUCAGCAUCAGCAUCAGCAUCAACAGCCACAACCUCAAAAAUUUGAUUGGAGUCGACUAAAGAAAUGAAUUAAGAAGAAAAGCAAUUAUUGAAGAAAAUUUAAUUUUAAAAUUUGCAUGUAUUAUAAUUUAAAUCUCUUGUUUAUCUUUUAUUUUUUAUUUAGUUUAGUUUUUAAGUUUUAUUUAAGAUGAGUGAUUCCUUUCUAAAUUUCUUUGUAGGUGAGUGAAAUAUUAUUCUGUUAUACGUAGAUAUUUUACUUAUUUUUUUUUUUUUCUUUUAAAUUUACUAGUCUCCAGUAUUUAUUAGAUUUAUACUUUUUUCAUGUUUUUUAUAUUAAGUUUCUAAUUAGUUAUUUUAAACUUAAAUUAGAUUUAGAAUUUAUUUUUAUAAAAAGGAAUAUUGUUAGAAUCAACUGCAAAAAUGAAUUAUUAGAGAAAAGUUCUAGUGCCAAAUAAUUUUGGUUAUUCUGGUUUUAUUUUUAAAUGGUUUAUAUCUGAUUUAAUAGAAUUUUAUUUAUCGCCUCAUUCAAUUUGAGGCCUCGGUUUUGUUAUAAUACACUUUUGUAAUGUAAUUUUUGGCAACGUUUUCAUUUUAUCAUUAAACCACAAUUAAUUGCAUCCUAGCCCAUUUCGAAAAAGUUUUUAUUUUUUAUUAAAUUUAUUAUAAUUAAUUUUUCAACUGAAUUUCUUCUUUUAAUAAAUUAAAUCCAGUUUAUCAGUCCAGUAAUAUUUUAUUUUAAUACUUAUAUUGUGCAGUUUAUUCUAACAAUAUUUAUAAAAUUAAAAUUGACCUCUUUCAAAUUUUUACAUCAAAUAAAAUUUUGCACUUUUUAAAAAAAAAAUUAAAGAAACAAAUAAUUUUAAAAUUAUUUUAUGAAAGAUUUUCUUUUUUUUUUUUU
Messenger RNA from Condylostylus longicornis, 10826 nucleotides. Its product is annotated as pericentrin. The record is from RefSeq and is a predicted model, not a curated record. Gene Ontology annotation, biological process: signal transduction. Bases 265 to 9996 code for a protein of 3243 amino acids. NCBI's taxonomy places the organism in Eukaryota, Metazoa, Arthropoda, Insecta, Diptera, Dolichopodidae. The transcript has 17 exons. Gene Ontology annotation, molecular function: molecular adaptor activity.